CCAAAGAGUACAAUAAGUGCUCGUAUAGCGCGAUAAAAAAAUUACCGCAGACCCCGUAUAACAAGGAGGAAGAAUUGCUGCAGUUCUCGUAACGGGGUAGAUAAAUUUCAAAAUGCAGCAAAAUGCAGGGAUCUCCACUUGUGCACGAAUUCUCCGGUGCUUAUGAAUUGUAAAUAUGUCGUCAGUAUUUUUCGAACGAAGAAAGAAGAACCAAACAAAAUCUGCAUUUUAAAGAUACCAUAUCCAUUUGACAAAUAGUGCAUCCGUGGAAUUACGUUUCAAUCUAAAAAAAAAAAAAAAAAAAAAAAAAAAAAGAAGAAGAGAAAGGAAAAAGAGGCGAUAUGGACCAGCAUACAGCAGCCGGAGCAAACGAUCCAUUUAAAAGGCGAGUUCAAACUCUGGGUAAUCGAUGAUAGUCGCCGAGUGGAGGGAUGGUAGCAAGAAUAACACGACACCUCGAUCAACUGUUCUUUCCUGAACAAAAACACGUUCAAUUUCAAGUGAGACGGAUCCUCUGACGAACGAUUAACGAGAGGAAGCUUGUGCGAAUCGAUAGGCGGCGAAAAGGGGGUUUCUUGGGAUAUUUUGCGCACACCGCAGAGACGUUGGAGGCCGGAACUCUUUUCGUUCACCUCGUGGUUCGAACGCUCCUCGCCUCUCCGGGGUAGGGAAAAAGCCACCCUCUUGUUAGACCGAGCCCUCCCCUCUAUCCCUCUGGAGCUCCGUCGGAUUCGUCGAUGACGAAACGCACACGUAAAUUCGUGGACGUGCACGGUGCUGCCGCUCGCAAAAUCAGUGCGACCCAAGUGCACCGCGAGGCAGGAACGCGGGUCUCCCGUGCGCGGCCUGUCGUUCCCGCUUGCGGCACGCGCGCCUCUUCCACAGGAGCAUCAGUCAGAUAGCGAGAGACACUCGCGUAAAUAGGUCGUUGGAUACCGCCGUUGAUUCGACAGUAAAUAGCCAAGCGAAAUUAACGGAUAGUGGUCGACGUCUCGAGAGAAGUGACAAUGGAAAACGUCAAUCGAAAAUAAAAGAAGCAUAUAGUCGAUACGAACGUGUAAUAGAUGCUGACAACUGACUAGAGUGACUAACGUUUAGAUUUAGUCGAGGUGACUAAACAAACGUCGUGAAAGAGGAAAUGAUUGGAAUGGAAAAACGAUCAGUGCGUUAAACAUCGCAGUUUUGCAUUGGAGAUUAGAUGUACGUUGUUGUUUUCUCUUUUUCUGGUGAAUCAAUCAGUGAUGUUGAGUAAAUAAAAUGUGGAUGGAUGGAAGAGACUGAUUUGUUUAAAUGGAAAUGAAUCUUACAUACGACUGUCAUCAGGAUUGAUUAAACGAAGAAAAAAUAAAUAAAUAAAUAAAAAUUAUGAAAAACAGAAGGAGAAGCUGAAACAUAGUAUGAUGGAAGAAAUAAAAUUGCAGAAUAUAGAUACAGACUUUCCCGUUCAACAGAACUAACUUGAUUUCGAAAAUAACUUUGGAUUGAAUUGUCUACGAUAAGCACGGAAAUAAACCACUGAUAUCGAUUGUCGACAGAGAAACGUGAAUUGGAGAUGCGUGGCGGUCGAACGAACUAGAAGAGAAAAACGGGCGUGCGGGAGGUGUUGAAAGAAGAGAAAAAGCUUUGAGCAUCGAUCUUGCGGCUGAUGCAGCUACUAUGACGCGGGUUGUCCGAUACAUUCAACUGUAUCCAGUGUGGAAUCGACGGGUCGCGUGGCCCACGAGACGGGAUCUACGGGGCUAUAGUUAGUAAGCUAGGCCAGUCUUCGCGAAUUGGAUCAGUGGCUACGGUCGGUGUAAACGAUGACGGCGAGGAGGACGAGGACAACGUCGGCGGGUACGACAAUGACGCCACGCGCGACGAGACUAAAAACGCUGGGUCUUCCCGACGGAAUGCAGGAGGCCGAUCGAACGCCUCCCGAUGUACCCUCUUUUUACGUGGUCUUCCCACGUAAACUCUAUUCGGUGACGUGUAUCAUGAAAGAAUAAAAUUCAAGAAAGAUCCAACGAAAUUACAAGAAAGGGGAAAAAAGAAGAAAAAAAGGGGCCAAUUUUCCGAUUCUUCCAAAUAAUAAAGAAAAAGGAAACAAACAAAAGAAAAUAGAAAAGAGACUAAAUUCGAAACUCGGUUCGAAGCUUCCGUGGAAAAUGUAAAUUCGCCUCUGGUUAUGUGUUCAAGGCUUACUUGGUAGGAUUUAAUGUGCAAUCGUGGCUGAUAAGCUUCGGGAAGUAAAGUCGUUCUUUGCGGCGCGAUAAGGACCACAUUGGUCGCAAAGAUGGACUGCUGCAACUACGUCGAGGCUUACGCGGCAGGGAGCCACUUUUAUCAACAACAACAUUACUUUUGCUAUGAUAACGCGAACACCGAUUACGGUGGCUAUGAACCGCCGCCGAUUUCCAGCGCGAUCGAAACUACUGCGCGAUACAACGGGACUGUACCGCCUGCGUAUCCGACAGAUUACGUGUAUAAUCCGAAGGAGGCGAGGCUGCGGAAGGCGAUGCGCGAACAGAGUCGCGAGCUAUCCAGGCGAUCGAUCUUGCAGAGCGCGAUCGCUCGAGCGGGCGUGAUCGCUGGUCCAGUCACAUCCGGCGGUUUCCUAGAUCAUCAGCAUCGUUUUGGUUGCGUGUCCACAGUCAACUUGCCUAUGAAUUCAUCCGUGGAAUCGGAUCGAGCCACGGAACCGUGGUUCCAGUCGACGUCUCGUCCAAAGCCGAUCCAUUCGCCCCGAAUGACCGAUUGGUACGGCAACGUGACUGAUCCUAUCGAAAGACUGCAAGUAAUGGGUGCGAUGCAUCAGCGUGGCCUCGAUAAAUGCAAAGACGUGAUGAGGAAUCAGGCUGCGGCCAGCGUAACCAAUACCGUGGCCGCUGAAUGCGGUGCUACAUUUUCAAAUAACGGAUAUCCGGUUGAUUUCACCGAUGUUAGUCGGGAAAGGGACUUACGCCGCCAAGAGAAUAUGGAGUACAGCGAAUUUCCUGAUAGUCAAAAGUGGCAUCCUUAUCAGAAUGGCGAAGGUGCUCAUCAACAUCCCAGAACUUCUCAUCCUUCUCAGAUGAGCAACAUUCUUCACCCAAACAUUCAGAGUCCAGGUUCACACGGACACGAACCAUGGGGUCAAUUUUGUCAUGGCGUGCUGCCACACACUCCGCCUAUGCCUCGAAACGUUGGAGUCCGUGGGCCGCGACACACUCUGCUGUUACAGGAUCGUAUGCCCCCUAGACACUGUGAGUUUUCCGAGGAAGCACCGCGAAUGAUGUAUCAUCCAACUAAGCUCGAUAUCGAGAACGUACGAGCAUCGUACACGCCCUCUGAGCACCAGAUGCCGAGAUUACUUGAAACCUCAGUAAAUUCUAUCGUGGAUUCUGCGUCCACAAUAAGGAUUCGUCGUGAGGAUGAUGGCCCCAGGUGGGAGCCAAGCACUAUGAAUAACAGAAUGUCUAUGGAUAAUCUAGUUCCAACAACGGAAUCUAGUAUAUCACGCGAUAAAGAACACGAAUCUCGUCGAUCAGCUGAAAGAUUCGAGCCAAAGAAGAAGAGCGUCAGUAAGCAACCGUUGCCUGGUUUUCACCAAGCAUUCGGUUCGACGGAGAUUGGCAGGUUCUCCAGAUCGGAGUUUUUCGUGAACAUGGUGGGCGAGAGCGGCGGAAACAUGGAAGUCGCCGACACGGAAAGUAUUACCGUAAGUACGGAUCGUAUGUCAGAGGUAAACGGAUCGACAGUGACCACUGCGACACACGGUACGUCGGUAAUUACUACGACCGCGACGACGACCGUUAGGUCUUUCGACGGCGACGAAAGCGAGGAGGCGAGUUUCGACGAGUCGAACAACGACCUCGUCGCUCCGACGUCGAUGGGUAUGUAUUGCAGCCAACCAAGUAUUCCUCGUUGGCAUAGACCUCACAUAGGCGCUAUAGGUAGCGAAAUUUAAAGCAAAUCAUCAAUUCUUUCGCGGGCUAACGUGUUUCCCAAUUGAAAGUCUGAUGGAAGGGAACUAUGUAAUUCUAAUCAUUUUCAAAAGUGCGAGUAUGCCACUGGAGCAUUUUCUCUCGCAAUUUUCUUUCUGGAUACAGUGGUUUAUGAAAGAAUUUUGAACUGUUGCGUCCAAAAGAACGAAGGAAGAGCGACUGAACAAAUCUCUACAUUAUGUGAUGUAUACGUAGAUAUUUGCAAAACUUGAUCAAACGUAUUUUCAACCUUGUGUGUAUGAUUCAAUUAUGAAUGGAGUUGCUCUUUGCCAUGGAAUUUUUUUACGAGUCUACGAAUGCUGCGUUUAUUUAUAGAUUCUAAUUAGCCCCCGAAAGGAAUUAGCAAUUCAUCAAGGACGCGAAUUGCGUCCAGUUGUCUGUAGGAUUAAAUUAUUCCCUCCGAUGUUCAAGUUACCCGAUAAUAUUCUGUACGUGGAGAGAGAAUCGUCUGUUAUUCGUAAUUGAUAACUCUCAGCUAACUUGUUCGAAUCGAUUUCGCGAGUAAGACAAAUUUCUCCAAUUUGUACAAACAUUACGCGUUAGACUUUGACUCGCCGGGGAAUAUAAAUGGCGUACGAAACAUCCCGGCAAACUGCACACACGUUUGUCGAGAUUGUGCCUUUAAGAGAUCUGUGGAGCUAUUAAAGGUCUUCAAAAUUUUUGAUCGAAUCAAAAAUAUAAAAUCAAAAGCAGCACGAUAUUCGCGGGUCUCGUACGUCAACUAUAUUAAGUUGAGCAACUUACAUCGAUGUAUUAUAUUGAAAGGCUAGAAAUUUUGGCGAAAGAGAUAUCUCAUAUCAUCUUUAAAAACAAACGACCUUUUUCUUCGACGCGAAAAGUAUUUCAAAAAUACUAAAUAUUGUUUAAAGUAUUUUUUUUAAUAGCAAAUUUAUUCUGAUAACACAAAGACGUUGUAAAAUAUAAAGAAUUUUGUGGGUUGCUCAAACUUGGUAAAGAAAUAUAAUCAAAAUGUGUCGAUGGAAGUAUUUAAUCGGCACCUUCCAUCAAGUUGUUAGAUAUCGCCGAUGAUACACUGAGAUUAGUGUACCGACGAUGAAUUAUAUGAUUAUAUUAAAUAUAUAUUUAAAAAAGUAAAUAUAUAUAUAUAUAUAUACAUGUAUAUAUAUAUAUAUAUAUAUAUAUAUAUAUAUAUAUAUAUAUAUAUAUAUAUAUAUAUAUAUAUAUAUUGUACUUAUAUGUAUAAUGGAGGAACGAAAACGCGCGACGAAAAGGUAUUUAAGUUAUUUAGUAGAAUAUUUAGACGACACGUAUUGCUGCGCGGAGAAACGUAUGAAUAAAAGUGAACAUUAAUAUCGCGAACGUAGGAAGUCGAGAAACCGACGAAAUACACACCGUUCCGCUCCUGAAAAAUAUGUUUUUCCUGAGGGGGAUGCACGGUAUUUUUGCAUUUGGAACUCCUUUUAUUUCUUCACUGCAAAAUAAUAUGAAAUAUUUCCAAAAUACAAGAAGACAAAUAUCGCAACUUCAGUAUGUUAAUGCAUUAAAAGAUAAGGAAAAAGGUUGGAUUGUAUAAGAGAAGUUUGUAAGUUAAGACUGUAGACAGUAAGACUGUAGUUAUAAUGUAAACUCAAAAAUAUGGCAUGUAAUUUAUUGAAACUUUUUUAUAUAUCCAUUUUAACGUACGUUUAAUAUUCGAUUUAUUAUAGUAACUUUGGGACCUUUGGAAAAUAUACCUAGAAAGAAAAAAUGUUUUUAGAAUCUGCGCAUUAACGUUCUGACAAGUGCGAUAUUGUAUGGAAAAAUGCAAAGUUCACCUUAUUAAUUAUGUUCUUCUUAUAUGUGACAUUCAUAUUUUUGCUAUUCAAUUUCUAUUUCAUUAGAACUUAUGUUUCAUUAAAUUUAAAAAUUGUUCUCAUGUAAGAAACGAUCUUCGAUAUUGUCUUGAGUGAGAAUGAAAUAUUUUUUAUUAUUUCUAUUUUUCUUUUCUUUUUGAUCGAGUUCUGAGUCCCGUGCAGGCACCUAUGACUCGUGUUGAUUGAUCUAUCGGUACAUCGACUUAACAUAAUUCGUGCCAGCUACCCUGUACCUAUAAUGGGACCAAAUUAAAAGAGAAGCUUUUAUUUCGCGUUCACCGUCGCGCUUACGUCCCGCGUAUUUUAUCGUGUAUGAAAACCUUCCCCCGUUCCGUUCGAUCGAUUGCCUCGAACAAGAGGCAAAAAUUUGUAUUGAAACGUGAAAUGUUCUUUAACACGUUCGAUGUUAUUUCAAGCAAAUGGUUAUUAACGAUCUACUUAAAAAUUGCACUGAAUUGCGUUCAAUUAUAUUUCAGUCUUUUAUCUUCAAUUGUACCGAAAUCAAUGAUAGAAAUUAGAAUUUUUAAUGUAAUGAAGAUAACUUUAAAUGUAGAAAUGUUUAAUUUUUUCUUUGCCUCGAAUUCUCUAAAUUCUUUUCUAAUGCUAUUUUAAAUUGAUUUGCGUACUAAGAUGAUUCAUUUACCAUGACAUGGAGCGUGUUAAUUGAAAAUUCACGUGAAAGUAAACGAAUUCACGAGGAACGUGUUGUGCUGUUUAGCAAGAUGAAUUAGUGUUCCAUCGAUCAAAUACAUUGUUUAAAUAUCGUGUGAUCAUCGUUUAUAAUGAAUAUCGUUCGAGCGUAAUAGAAAUACUUAACGAUGGUAAUUCAACAUUCGACUUUUUUGUUCUUGGACGUAUAGGAACGUUCAAGAAGCAUGGAAUGAUGUAAAUGCUGUGAUUUGUUUUAAAAUUAAACGAGCGUAGUUUAUAGUGGUACACAGUGGGGGAACGCUGAAUAUCGUCGCGACGUGAGGAAAGGCGAGUUGUGAUAAAAAGAGAAAAAAAUUCUGUAAGAAAUUUUGACGAUACACGUAAUUGUCUGUCUAGUACGAUCGAUCAUCGGGGCCCUCUUGCACAAUGAAACUAAUGUUAUUAGCGGAAUUUUACAAGUUAUCGGUGUGGAUAAAUUCUUUAACACAGUAGCAACAAGAUUUGUGUUAAAACGAGUAAAGUGUCAAUUUUGCAAAUUGUAAGCCAAUCAAUUGCCCUACUUGACGUAAUGCUACAAAAGUAUGCAACAAAAGUUUUUAAUCUUUACAACUUAUCACUUGUAAGUUCGCUAAUGUUAUUAAUUAGAUUAUCGUGCAUGAGAGCUCAGUUGUUUUAACUUUUGGAUUAUUAGUAAGAGCACAAACCACUCCAACGAGGUCCAAUCUUUCGAAACGUUUCGUCAUUAAAGAAAUUUAGGGAUAGUCGAAGAAAAAUCCUUUCGCUGUGCGGUGUAUACUUCCAUAAUUUAUUUCACAUUUUAACUCUUCAAAUUUUAUUAACAUAAGAUAUUUAUAUUUAUUAGUAUAAAUAUGACUACGAAGAAAUGCAGCGAUAGUAGGGGGAGAGGAGGAGGAAAUCUUUCACUAUAUUAUUAUACGUCUGUAUAAUGAACUUCAAGUUCGAACAGCGAUAAAAGAUGGACCUAAUACAGCAGGAAAUUGCCAGCAUCUCGUGGAUGGAACAAAAGUUAAGACAACCGAGGAAGUUUCUUGGAUUCUAUCACGCCAACCUCGUCGUCUCCAAAACGUGAAUCCUAUGACGAAAUUUUAGCGAUGCGUUAAUUACUUGGAAAUUUUAAUAAUUUUGUUACUUUAUUGACUUGUCUUGUUGGCGAUGCAGACUGUAACAUAGAAUUAUGACUUACACGUCUUACGAUUAAGGACGAAUAAACCAUAAUCCACGUUUCAUUAUUGGCAACGAUAUUAAACGUAGAGGUAGAACUGGUAAAAAAGAAGGAGAGGAAGAGGAAAAAAAAAAGUUCAGUCAGUGAUAGAAGAACAAAAAGAAAGGAAAGAACAACGUGAAAAUGAUUGCGACUAACAGGAAAACGUAACCCGUAUUAUAACUCGUAAACGACUUUCUGUCUAAUUAUUAGCUAAUUAUUAUCAUUCUAACCGGUAGGAAACCGUACUAAGGGAUUGAAAUGUACAGAAAAACGAUUAUGAACCACCGUACAUCUCUUAAAUCCUACAAGUGCCAAGUUGGUGAGAAAAGUCCUUACAAAGGCUCGUGUUAUUAAGUAUCAAAUUCGAACGCAAAAAGGAAAGAAGUAUAUUUCGCGAACAUUUAACUCUAUCAGUUUUCAUGUAAUUAGAUUAGAGUUCAAUUCAGGUUCUUGUAUUAUCAGAUUGAUGAACGUCGGUGGCUCGUUGGUAUUCACGAUGUGAGAUAUAAAAUUCGAGAUACGUUUCAUUUAACAUUGAUUCGAAAUGAAAUUUAUUAAAGAAUAGAACUGAUAGAGUUAACGCAGACAGAAUGGAACUUAAUGAUGACGAACAUGCUUUUAUUCGCGUACAAUUAUGUACAUGGAACUAUAACAAUACCGGUAUUAUUGAGCUUAAAUUCACUUUUAAUUCGAACACGUUACCAGCUUAAGGAACGAAGUUCUUUAAUGAGAUUCAACGGAAAAAUAAUGAAAAUGUUUAAAUGAAGAUCGAGCGUAAGCAGUGUAACGAAAAUAAAUGGACGUCUAUACGACAGUAUAGAAGUAAAAAAAAGGCAAAAAAAGAAAAUUAUGAAAUUA
Bombus huntii is the source of this 8513-nucleotide messenger RNA. RefSeq lists its product as uncharacterized. The transcript is spliced from 7 exons. The coding region runs from base 2276 to 3928 and encodes 550 amino acids. Lineage: Eukaryota; Metazoa; Arthropoda; Insecta; Hymenoptera; Apidae. The record is from RefSeq and is a predicted model, not a curated record.